AAAGGACAUUUCUUUUUGUUUAUUUGUGCGUUUCGUUUCGGCUUUUUUUGCAUUUUUCCAAAUUUUUUUCUGGCUUGAAUUAUUGAAAAAAUGAAUCAUCUAAUUCGUCAAAGUUCGAUGCUAGCACGGCAAUCAUUUGGUGCGAUUUCACGACGAAAUUUGGCUGCUGCUACAAGCGGUAUGCCAUUAACCUUCACAACACCAAAUGAGGUAUUUUAUAAUGUUGCCGAUGUUCGACAAGUUGAUGUUCCAUCCUUUAGCGGUAGUAUCGGUAUCCUACCUAAACAUGUGCCAUUGUUGGCCGUAUUGAAACCUGGUGUCGUUACCGUAUUCGAAAAUGAUGGUGCAGCUAAACGAUUUUUCGUGAGCAGUGGCAUAUUAUCAAUCAAUGAUGAUUCAUCCGUUCAGUUGUUGGCUGAAGAAGCCGUACCGGUUGAAAAUAUUGAUGGACAAGCUGCUCGUGAAACAUUAAAUAAAGCUCAACAGCAAUUAUCAUCAGCAUCGGACGAAGUAGCACGUGCCGAAGCACAGAUUGCCGUUGAAGUUAGCGAAGCUAUUGUUGCUGCCUCAGCAUAAAAUCUAUGUCAGAAUCGUUUGUUGCCAAUUGUAUCAAUUUAAUAAUGAUUCUUAGAUUAUCAUAAUUAAUUAAUCAAUUGAUUGAUUGAUUAAUUCAG
Molecule: messenger RNA, 674 nt
Organism: Dermatophagoides farinae (American house dust mite)
Lineage: Eukaryota; Metazoa; Arthropoda; Arachnida; Sarcoptiformes; Pyroglyphidae
Gene: ATPsyndelta
Product: ATP synthase, delta subunit
Biological process (GO): proton motive force-driven ATP synthesis
Molecular function (GO): proton-transporting ATP synthase activity, rotational mechanism
Source: RefSeq, a predicted model, not a curated record